AUGGAAGGAGAUAAUAGAAGGAAGGUCAAAGCAGAGGAAGAACCAAUUGUUCGUUACAGAGGUGUGAGAAGGCGACCAUGGGGAAAAUUUGCAGCUGAAAUCCGUGACUCCAGGAACCAUGGAGCUCGGGUGUGGCUGGGAACUUUCAACACAGCUGAAGAAGCGGCACGAGCUUAUGAUAAAGCUGCGUUUUCUAUGAGGGGUCCCUUGGCCAUUCUUAACUUCCCUGAAGAACAUUUUUCAUUCAAUGUCAGUUCUUCCACUUCUUCUUCUUCCUCUGCAUCUACCUCUUCCUCUUCUUUUUCUUCUUCUUCUUCAUCAUCACCAUCCUGCUCGUCAUUUUCUACUUUAACAAUGUGUCAGAAUGCGGAAAGAAGCAGUGGCGCUGAUGCGGGGAAAGAAGUUUUCGAAAUUGAGUGCUUGGAUGACCAGUUGUUGGAAGACCUUCUUAAGUUUGAAGAAGACAAGGGCAAGAAUGAAUGA
Messenger RNA from Mangifera indica (mango), 483 nucleotides. Its product is annotated as ethylene-responsive transcription factor ERF096-like. Gene Ontology annotation, biological process: ethylene-activated signaling pathway; regulation of DNA-templated transcription. NCBI's taxonomy places the organism in Eukaryota, Viridiplantae, Streptophyta, Magnoliopsida, Sapindales, Anacardiaceae. Bases 1 to 483 code for a protein of 160 amino acids. The transcript has a single exon. The record is from RefSeq and is a predicted model, not a curated record. Gene Ontology annotation, molecular function: DNA-binding transcription factor activity; DNA binding.